Cordyceps militaris CM01 is the source of this 867-nucleotide messenger RNA. RefSeq names its product Mediator complex subunit Med18. The coding region runs from base 1 to 867 and encodes 288 amino acids. Gene Ontology annotation, biological process: regulation of transcription by RNA polymerase II. The record is from RefSeq and is a predicted model, not a curated record. Gene Ontology annotation, cellular component: mediator complex. Gene Ontology annotation, molecular function: transcription coregulator activity. NCBI's taxonomy places the organism in Eukaryota, Fungi, Ascomycota, Sordariomycetes, Hypocreales, Cordycipitaceae. The transcript has a single exon.
AUGUAUGAGAUUUUUAUGACUACCACAGUGGAGGAUGCCGACUUCACGCCAGCAUGCUCCGUUCUCGAGGGACUAUGCUCCAUGAAACCAUGGGAAUCCGUCAUCCGCGUACUGUACUACCAAGGACCUCCACGGCCAGCUGGCCUGUCAAAUCAGACCUCCAUGGAGAAGCCGAUACGCAAGAACCUCGCGCCGCUCUGGAGGGAGCUGCACCAGAACCUCAGCCGCCAAGCAUUUGUGCUACAAGCCCGUUACGAAAUCCUCAAGCAUAGAGACUUUGGACCCGAGGCGACACCUAUGGACCUGGACGCGACGCCAGGCAUCUUGCGCUGGACCGACUUUCCGGAUCCCCCUCACGGCAAGCCACUGCUCACGCAGCGCAAAUUGGUUGAGUUGUGGGAGCAGCGUGCUCUGCCCUCCAUAUUAAAUGAUAACCAGCACCAGUAUGCCUAUACCUUUCCCCAAAGGACCAGCAUUCGACCCGCUAACGACCGGCGUAGACUCAAAGGAGAGACGAUAGAAGAGACGUAUCGAUUCUUCAGGGAGGAUGUCGAAUUCUCCCUCACUAGGCACUACAUGUUCAAAUCCAUUCUCACAUACCAACCCCAUGUGUCAGGGACAGGUCGCGGGUCGCCCCCAGCCACGUCCCUGCCAGCGUGGGACGACAUCACGCCCGUGGACUCGCAAUGGCGCUGGAUCGUGCAGGUCAAGACGCAUGUGCUGCAGGACAAUAAACCUGAUGAGAUUAGGAAAGCGCAGGAUACCCUCAUAGCGCUGCGCAACGAGCUGGACGGCGUCUUUGACUUUCGCGCGAUUGACAGAAAGGUGUUUGAUACCCGGAUAGUGCUGCGACAGCAGGGCGUGUAA